This is a messenger RNA of Uranotaenia lowii, 1179 nucleotides long. RefSeq names its product essential MCU regulator, mitochondrial-like. Gene Ontology annotation, biological process: mitochondrial calcium ion homeostasis; calcium import into the mitochondrion. The record is from RefSeq and is a predicted model, not a curated record. The coding region runs from base 79 to 372 and encodes 97 amino acids. Lineage: Eukaryota; Metazoa; Arthropoda; Insecta; Diptera; Culicidae. Gene Ontology annotation, cellular component: uniplex complex; mitochondrial inner membrane. The transcript is spliced from 2 exons.
AAUUUGCUUGGAAAAAUCAAUCGCGUUUUUCACCUUUCGUGCGUAACCCGAAGUCGUAGCAGUGAUUUUCUUCCUAAAAUGGUUCUCCUCUCGAACCUAGCCCGGGUUGCAGCGGUAUCCCGCGCUCGGACCACCUUCGGUCGACAGCUGAAACUCACCAAGGCCGGGCAGAUGGCUUUGCGUCGAAAGUAUACCUUCCGGAGUGGAGCCCUGAAACCGAUGCCCAACAUCGUUCCUUUUGGACUGAUCGGGAUCGUGCUGACGGUCAUCCCGGGCCUGCUGAUUGGGGCUACCAUCAGCAAGAAUAUGGCCAACUUCCUGGAGGAGAAUGAUCUGUUCGUCCCCUCGGAUGAUGACGAUGACGAUGACUAAGGUGCUGAUCGAUGAUGAAUUAAUACACUCGUUUAGUAUUGAUUGGAGUGGCUACUUUUUUUUCAAGCUACUGAUGUUCAAAAAAGAAACCGGACCCCAUUCACUCGAUCCUUAAACUUAAAGCACUCUCAGGAGGGACUGUUCUUUCGAAGAUAUCACUACUCAACCCGCACAUUAAUAGUUGAAACAUCUUUAAAUCGUUCUCGUGAUGCAGUUGUGCUUAAAUAUGUGUUUUAUUUAUUUUUAUGAAUAUUGCAGUUAUCGUCGUUAUGCUUAAGUUUUCUACAUAUUAUAGAUUGUGUAUAUAUUUAUUACUAUCCAACUAAUGUCUCUUCUCAUCAAUCUUCUACACUUCUUCGCGAAUAAAAUCCCUAAUAAUUACAAAGCAAAAAAAAAAUGGGAGAAAUCCCUAACAGAACUUGUUACAAAAAUGUGUGCAGUAGACGACAACGUUUGCCACUUUCUUACGAUAUUCUUGAGAAGAAAAAAAAAACAACUUUCAAUUCGACUCUGACAUCGACCUUUCAAUCGUUAUUUACAGUACAGAGCUACAGGAUUUUCAGAAGAAACGAAAGCCAAUAAACAAAGAUCAACAACGCAACAAAACAUAGGAAUAGUAUGUGCAAUACAACUUUCUCAGCUUCUCUGGUUUUUGGUUUUCGUGGAAGACAGGAAAAUAAUUGAAACGACGCGGUUAAAAUCAAAACACAAGUUAGUUGUUGCCAUGAAUAAACGUAACAAAUACACAAUGGUUUUUGUUCUCUAAGUAGAAACGAAAAUAAAAUACCGUUAAGCGUUAAGUACAAA